Molecule: messenger RNA, 3408 nt
Organism: Gadus morhua (Atlantic cod)
Lineage: Eukaryota; Metazoa; Chordata; Actinopteri; Gadiformes; Gadidae
Gene: slc15a5
Product: solute carrier family 15 member 5
Exons: 13
Coding region: 43-1797 (584 amino acids)
Biological process (GO): transmembrane transport
Cellular component (GO): membrane
Molecular function (GO): transmembrane transporter activity
Source: RefSeq, a predicted model, not a curated record
CUCGUAACGGCCAAGCCCAGCGCUCCUCACCACCCAGAGGGCAUGGUGGCAGGAGACCAGCCGCAGGGGCUGCCAACGGGUAGCAAGAACCAGCACCAGCGACGGCUCUCCAAAACCCCCCAUCAGGGGGACUGGAGACCCAUCCGGGACCGCAACACAAGGCGGAAGUCCGGCAAAAAGCUCCAGGCUAUCAUCUGCAUUCUCCUCGUGGAGCUCUGCGAGAGGUUCUCCUUUUUUGGCAUCGUCUGCAAUAUGAUGAUCUUCUGCACGGUGAAGUUGGGCUAUGGGAACUACCUGGCUGCAACGGUGAACCUGUGCUUCGUAGGGGUCAGCACCCUCACCCCGGUCCUGGUCGGCUGGUUCGCAGAAACCUACCUGGGGAGGACUAAGGUGCUCUACUUCUGUGCCUUCCUUCAUUUCUUUGGAACAGCCAUGCUGCCUGUUGUGGCAUUCCCCUUUGAAGACUUCUACAUUGACACCCACCAUAUGACCCACCAACUGAACCGACGGGAGCAGCAGAUCCUAUUCUACACAGGCCUCCUGGCCGCUGCCCUGGGCAUCGGGGGAAUCCGGGCCAUCCUUUGCCCGAUGGGGGCCUACAGUCUGCAGGGAUACAAUCAACACCAGCUUCUGUCCUUCUUUAACUGGUUCUACUGGCUGGUCAACUUGAAUUCCACCAUUGUAUUUCUGGCCAUCGCCUACAUACAGCAGUCCGUCGGUCAGAAUUUGGGAUUCCUCAUCCCCUUCACCUCUGUGCUGCUGGCCCUGAUCGCCAUCCACAUGAUACGUAACAACCUCACCUUUAAGCCAAAGAAAGGGGGUUCACUUCUGACCACAUUUGGAGUUUUUCUCAACUCUGUUAAAAUGUGCUGCCUUCAUUCUCGACACCUGAGUGGAGAUGUCACGUCCUGGCUCGACCGGGCAAAGGAGAACAAUGGGGGACGCUACAGCGAGACCCACGUGGAGAACGUCAAAGUGCUGGCCAGGCUCUUCCCUCUUUACAGCCUGCAGCUGCUGUACAGAGCCUGCAUCACACAGAUAGCUUCAGGCUACUACAUCCAAACCAUGCACUCCAACCUCCACCAUAAAGACUUCCUCUUGCCCAUCGGUCUCAUGAACGUCAUCAGUAUCCUGCCUCUGCUGCUCCUGGCCCCACUCAUAGAGUGUGUCACUACCUGUUACCUCUCUGCGGAGAAGGUUCCCCUGGCUCCUGUCAAAGUCAUCACCCUGGGCCAUGGGUGUGCAGCCUUGUCCAUGCUGGUGGCAGGUCUGAGUGAGCUGCACAGAAAGGCCUACCCCCUGCUGGAGCAGACUCUCUCAGGCAAGGUCUUGUUGGUUUCAUCCAUGCCUUGUUUCCAGCUGGCUCCUCAGUACAUCCUGCUCGGUCUGGCGGAGGCGCUCGUCACCCCGGCUUGUACUCUUAUAUCUUUUCAACUGACUCCUAGUCACAUCAGAGGGAUCUCCCUGCACUUCCUAACUCUGUCCUAUGGAGGGGGCUGUUUCCUCGGGGCACUCAUCACGCAGCUGUUGUAUUUUAUUUCAGGGGGGAACUUCUACCCAUCUUUACCCCAUGAAGGAAAUCUAGAAAGGUUUUUCUUCUCCUUGGCCACAUUAAUGGCCAUAAAUGCCCUGGUGUUCUGGAAGAUAUCCUACAGGUACAUAGACUUGAGUGUCCAGGGCAGGGCACUGACAGUCAGCCCGCUGGCUGAGAAGUUGCUGCGCUACAAGGCCUGUCUGAGGUUUUAUGACACCGUGGAGCACUCCUACGCAAACGCUUCCAUUGAAUCCAUCUUGUGAAUCAUGAAUUCUCUAUGGUUAUGUAGUGCGGGCGCUACAGAACCCUAUAGCUCCAACUAGUUGUUUGACAUGUGUUGUUGAAAUUGUACUUUGAACAUUUAGGGAGACUUGAUACUAAACUUUUUUUGGGGGGAUAAAGGUGUGAUUUCAAUUAUGGAACUGUGUUACUUUCAGUCAGCCCAGGAGACUGCCAUACUGAUACAGAGAAACUGGGAGGAUAUUCAAGGGGGAAUCAAAGAGGCAGAGGCUAGUAAGAUUGUUAAUAGUUCUACAGUGGUGGGAUGACAGCAGAACAAGGAAAAAGAGAGUGCAACAGCAAUGCAAAGCUAAUGCACAAGACCAAAAAAGCAGAAGUCUGUGUUUAAGAUACAUUUGUUGCUGUUUUGUUAUAUUGUAUAUUGUUAUAUUAUAUAAGUAAAUUAUGUAUGACAUUAUUUAUGUUAAGCUUUCAAUAAACGAACCUAACUUAUUCUGUCAAUGCCUCAUCUAUAUUGGUAUAUUUGUUUGGUUGUAUUUUUACCUAUUUUAAUUUUAUAUAUGAAGGCCUAUGCUACAUUGUAUAUGCAAUUAUAAUACCACAAUUAUUAAUGAAGAGACAGAGAACUUAAUUAAUACAUUCCUAACUCUACCACGUCUACGUGAUAGUUGCUCACCAAUAUUGGUGAGCAACUAUCAUGGCACCUGGAAAUAGUUAUAGCAUCGGCUGGCAGCCUACAUUUUUAAAGCAUAAUUUGAAACGAGCAAAACGCUUCAGAUUUUGCUUAUGUUCACCCGUUUAGGCACACGCCAAGGAGCGGAAAAAUGUGACAUGCGAGAUUUCAAAAAAUAACGCGAGAUGUAUGUCGUCACCUAGAAACAGUGCAAGUGUUUGUUUUUUGUCUGGAUACCACCGAUGCUACCAUUUCGUAUAGCAUCGUGCUAGAUGGAUUUACCGCAUCCCAUCAGGAAACGUUUAGAAGAUUUCUCCCGAAGCGUGUUUAGUGAUCCAAGCAGGACUGAGCUAACCCCCGAAGACCAUGGCACAUUAUUGGAGCCCAGCAAACAAGUCGUAUCGAGUCUACCACUCCAGAUGUCUCUGUUCUUCAACAUGUGUUUCUUCCCCUUGUGGUGGAUCUGUGAAGUUGUGAUGCUUCAGCUUAAGUAUUCUGCCCUUCCAGACUACUACAAGUUCAUACUCGUCACUGUCAUUGUUGUGAUGACUGUGAUAGAGGCUAUACGACUCUAUCUAGGCUAUGCCGGGAAUCUACAAGAAAAGGUUCCAGAGCUGGCCGGUUUCUGGCUGCUGAGUAUCUUGCUGCAGUUUCCAUUGAUCCUCUUCCUGCUUUUCAAUGAGUCCAUUAUUAUUCAGCCCCUGGAAAGAGGGGUUCACAUAGUCCUUAGCCUCUUUCUCCUCACACAGGCUGUGUCUGGCUUUUCAGCGCUGCGCGAGAUGGUCAGACACACAGAGAGCCAGUUCCACCUGCGUCAGUUUGACUAAAUGCUACAUUUUUUAAACCAUUAUCGAAUGGAAAAAGCACAAUACAUGGCAGUAAUUAUUAUUAAUUGUAUUCCACAAAAUCUGAUGUCAAAGAACAGUGUUAUUUGCUUUUAAAAAUAUAUUUUUAUAUUGAA